Molecule: messenger RNA, 2917 nt
Organism: Girardinichthys multiradiatus
Lineage: Eukaryota; Metazoa; Chordata; Actinopteri; Cyprinodontiformes; Goodeidae
Exons: 9
Coding region: 472-1176 (234 amino acids)
Source: RefSeq, a predicted model, not a curated record
GGGCCUGAAAGGUACAUUUUUGUUCCCAAGUAGUAAAUGGUACAUAUUUGUACUCUUUAUUAAUAAUUUUAGGGUAUACUUUCAGAAGAUGGACAACAAGGAAAGAAAAAAUUAUAAAACAAAGUUAUUUGAAGGAAGGCAAACUAUGGCAUUUACAGGUCUGUCAACCAAGGACCUAUUAAGGAGAAUUAAAGAAGAAGGCAUUUGACGUGUCGGAAGCAGAAGCGCAGAGAUUCAGAGAUAAUGAUGUAGAUGGUGAUACAGUCGAUUGUGGCCUCACAGAGAGCAUGAUUGCGGUACUUUUUCAAGGAUCCUUCAAGAAGCAACUGAAAUUUAAUCAGUUUUUGUUCCAGCAAAAGGAGUCAACAAUAUCAAUUACUUUAGAACCUGUGCCUCCAGAGGAAUGGCAGCAAAGUUUCUUCAGCAUCAUCCAGGUAUCCCACAAAUGCAUAAUAUGUCCAGGCUGUAAAGAUGUUGAUUGUGAAGUAUCCUUUUCUCAGGGAUCUUGAGGGAAAUGGUUAUCAUAUAUGUCACAUGUCUUUGAAGCGCAAAUUUAAAUUUGAGCGUGCACCGCUGAUUGACAAUGAUGAAGUGAGACGCAGCAAGGAGAAGUUUGGGUUCAUGGGGUCAAAGCAGCCUGUUGAAUCUGCAAGAACAAGUCAAAGAAAUAUUUCCAAGGUUCCAAAUGUCCUCGGUGAGGAUCCGUUUUCCAUUGAGGCUCAUGUAAAGGUCCUACACAGCCAGUAUGAGAAGGUGCAACCUGACACAAAAAUCGUCAAAGACCGUAUGCAGCAGACCUUUGCAUGGCGGCGAAAGGAGAUCGCAGAUGGUAUGACUUUGGCAGAAACACUUGAGAAAUACCCUUUCUUAAGAACAUCAAGGGGUCUGUGUGAUGAAGUACAACGUAUUCAUCCUGCAAUGGAAAACAUGCAACAACGAUUCAGUGAAGGCUUCGCCUGUAUUAUGCCUAAAGUGCUUCAUCUGACACAAGGGAAGUCUCCUCUGUACCAGCUCUACCAGCAGGCUAGAAAGGAGGCUCUCACUGAAGAUGUGCCGGAUAUUGACAGACAAGCAGCCCUUUUUUUUCUCCCAUACAUCUUCAGGGAGAACACUGAUCUCUUUAUCAUGCUUGGAGAGAGCGUGAUUCUCCAUCCCCAUAACCAACAAUUCACUUGACUAGCCAAGACUGGAAAAUGGCCUUUACCAAGAGAGCUACCACCAUUGUGAAAGCAGACAACGUUGUGGUUUGUCACACCCAAACAGUUGAUGAAGGGAUCAUCUCAGCCUUCUGCACUUACUUUGUCUUCAACCUGGCAUACCCAAGACACCUGAAGAACACCCUAGUGUUCCUCCAAAGGUACAUUGCAAGAAUAGUUGAGGAUGGGGACCAGCCUUUACCCUUAACUGUCACCAGAAAAAUAAAUCUCUAUUGACACUAUGCCUCGUCCCUACCAGUGCCCCAAAUGCCCAAGUAGAGCUUUCACCUUAAUGAAGCUGAUUCAGCACAUAAGACUUAUUCAUGCACAUGAAGCCAACUUUAAUGUUACAUGUGGACUUGAUGAUUGCCAGUCCGUGUUUACUAAAUAUGAGUCUGUUAGACGACAUGUGUACAGAAAACAUAGAGUCAAAAUUAUGUCUUGACAAUGAAUGUGAUGAAAGCGAAAGUGAGCUUGUCAUUGAUGACUUGGGGGAACCUUUGACAGAAAACGUUAUUGAAAAUCCUCCCUCUUGUGGUGAGCUGUUAAAUAGUUUCAAAGAAAAUCUUUGUAAGUUCAUUCUGAAAUGCAGGGAGAAAAAUCAUCUUCCAGUUUCUGUUCAAGAGGAGAUUGUUGAUGAUGUUAAUUUUUUAAUGUGUUUUUUCAAGGAGAAUUACGAUGCUUUUAUUGGUUACCACAUGCAGAAAAGUGGUUUUGAUAUCUCAAAAUCUCCAGAACUGGAAAGUGUUAUCCAUUCUAAUGAUUUUUUUAGCGAAGCAACAAAGGCUAUUCGAUCUCCAUAUCUGAUGAAAAAUCACUGCAAAUCCAAGCUUAAUAUGACUGAACCUAUCCAUUGCAAGUUAAGAAACUCAGUAGGACAAACCGUUGGCUCAUAUUCAUAUGUACCCAUUGAUAAAGUGCUGAAAAAUUAUUGAUCACAUGAUGACAUUCAGGAUAUCUUUUCUGAGCAUAAUCCAGAGAUGGACAGUGAGUCUCUAAAAGACUUGUGAUGGCAGCAUUUUCAGACAACACCCCUUUUUCAAAGCUCAUCCAAAUGCACUACGGCUACAUUUUUAUGAAGAUGAAUUUGAAGUAGUAAAUCCUUUGGGGUCAAACCAAACACAAACUAUGUGCAUUUUAUUACAGUGUUGGGAAUUUGGACAAAGACAUAGAUCUAAGCAGACACAUAUUCAUUUAGCAUUGUUGGUACGGUACUCAUUUGUAAAGCAGUUUGGCUUGAAUGCCAUUUUGAAACCUCUACUAGCUGAUCUUGAAAAACUUGCUACUGUUGGCCUUACACUGAAAAUUAAUGACACUGAGCACACAGUUUGGGCUGUGCUUGCAACUUUAUCUGGUGAUAACUUGUCACCUCAUAUGAUUGGUGGAUUUACAAUGUCAUUUAACACGGGUAGAAUUUGUCACUAUUGUAUGGCUACUUAUGAUGAUAUUAAACACUUGUUCCAGGAAGACAGCUUUGUUUUAAGAACACUUGAGGUUCACCAGUGCCACCUUGCACGCAUAAAAGACAAUCCUGAUGAUAAAUCAACUUAUGGUGUUUAUAGUUCCUCUCCUUUUGAUAGAUUACAAUAUUUUGAUGUUACAAAACUUUACCACCAGACGUAAUGCAUGAUCUGUUGGAGGGUGUAAUUCCACUUGUUAUGAAACUAGUUAUUUGUAAAGCUCAAAAAGACAAGCACAUAUCAAUUAAAGAGAUAAAUGAA